Boeremia exigua is the source of this 723-nucleotide messenger RNA. RefSeq lists its product as uncharacterized. The transcript has 2 exons. Bases 1 to 723 code for a protein of 240 amino acids. The record is from RefSeq and is a predicted model, not a curated record. NCBI's taxonomy places the organism in Eukaryota, Fungi, Ascomycota, Dothideomycetes, Pleosporales, Didymellaceae.
AUGGCUCCCACCCUUCGGAAGAGCACCCAAGACAAGACCCAAGCCAGUGCCGAUGCUGCAAUUAAGAAAGGUUUCGUACGCAGACCUCCACCUCGAAGGCCCGGUAGGGCUCCACUGCCUCGCCACAAGCGCUAUGCGAGUACCAAAGGUCUAGUCAACUUGAAGAAGACCUGGGGCUUGCAGCAUAUCACGAUCGCCAAUGCCAAUUCCCCUCUGCUUCGCCUGCCACCAGAAUUCCGUAACAUGAUCUUCAAGUACACGUUGACGUCCAAGGUGCGCCUCAAGAUGUACUUCAACAGUGUCCGCCGGUACUCGAGGAGCGGUUUCUCUACACGUCCACCGCGGUCCGCCGUCAGACAGCUCGGCAUGCGACUGCCUGAAGUGUGUCGACAGAUUUACUCUGAGACAGCCACUCUUGUUUACAGGAAGAAUACUUUCUCUUUCGCCGUCGAGCUAGGAAUGAGAACUUGGCUGAAGAAGCGAUUGCCAGCUCAGCUUGAAGCCAUCGAGCGCCUUGAACUUCUGGAAGGGGAUACCAAGGACAGAGAUAGGGUCUGCAAGGAGCUGAGGGAGACUGUCUGCCCAAACAUACGCUGUCUGAUCCACAAGUCUGACGCAGGCUUUGUUGGUAAGAUCGGUCGUAGACGUAUGGAUUGGGACAGCGACUACAUCAGUACAGAUGAUGAAGAGACAUGGGCUGAAUUUGGUGACGGUGAGGAUUGA